UAAUUGUCGACGUGCCGCUCUGUAUAAAGCAUCGUGGCGUUCCGAACCCUCUCGACCACCUUGAGAGAAGAGAAUCUCGACAAGCUUUUUUUCCUUUUCUCCUAUCCCGAGCGAGCCUGCCCGCCGCCCCCUCUUACACCCAAGCUCUCCUCCAUCCGGCGGCUUGUUGGUGUUACUUGAUUACUCUCCUCUUCCUCACUUCCUCACUUCCUCCAUCUCUCUUUCACCUCCUCCUCCUCCUCCUCCUCCUCCUCCUCCUCCUCCUCCUCCUCCUCCUCUCAACUAGGUCAACUGAGUCAACGACAAACGUCGGACAAAAGACCACCGAGCCGUCAUGGCCGUCCUCACGCAGUAUGACUGGAUCAUAGCCAUCAUCAGCAUCGCCUUCUGCGGCAGCUCUUUUGGCAACGGCGCCAACGAUGUCGCCAACUCGUACGCCACCUCGGUCGCCGCCCGCACCCUGACCAUGCCCCAGGUCGGCUUCCUGUCCAUGUGCACCGAGUUCUUCGGCGCCGUCGUCCUUGGCGCCCGCGUCACCGGCACCAUCAAGAACGACAUCAUCGACCUCGACCGCUUCCGCCAGACCCCGUCCACCCUGAUCCUCGCCAUGGGCUGCGCCGAGUUCGCCAGCGCCUUCUGGCUGCUCGCCGCCACCAAGAUGGGCUACCCCGUCUCCACCACCCAGACCAUCGUCGGCGCCCUCGUCGGCGUCGGCAUCGCCGCCCAGGCCCAGGUCUCGUGGUCCUGGAAGGACGGCAGCGUCUCUCAGAUCGCCGCCUCCUGGGCCAUCGCUCCCCUCAUCGCCGCCGUCAUCGGCGCCGUCCUCUUCGCCUCCCUCAAGUUCACCGUCCUCGAGCGUAAGAACUCCUUCGAGAAGGCCAUGAAGGCCAUCCCCUUCUACCUCGCCUUCACCGCCGCCGUCCUCGCCCUCUUCAUCACCGUCGAGGCCCCCGGCGCCCCCUCCCUCGAGGAGCUCGGCGCCGGCACCGCCUGCGGCAUCGUCCUCGGCGUCUUCUUCGGCGCCCUGCUGCUCGCCUACGUCUUCUUCGUCCCCUACGUCCACCGCCGCCUCGUCAAGGAGGACCCGCGCAUCCGCCUCCGCCACAUCUUCCUCGGCCCCAUGCUGUACAUGGAGAACCCCCCCAUCUACAUGCCGGCCAAGGGCAACGAGUUCGUCAUCGACUACUACGCUGACGCCCACGACGAGACUGCGGAAGAGGAGAAGAAGAAGAACAACAACGACGACGACAACAUCAACAACAACAGUGCCGACCUCGAGAAGCAGCAGGCCAAGAACCUCGGCAACGGCAACGACAACGCCAGCACCGACAGCCCGACCUCGGUGCCCCCCCUCUCCCUCGAGGACGUCGAGCGCGGCGGCAAGAAGGCUCCUCUCGCCGCCACCGACGGCACUACCGGCACCACCGGCGGCGGCGUCGUCCAGCGGUACAAGCGCAAGCCCGAGCCCGAGGAGCGCUUCCUCGCCCCGACCGCCCACCUCCCCAUCCACAACCCCAAGCGCAUCUGGAGCUUCGUCAAAUACUUCUUCCUGCAGGGCGUCACCCGCGACUGCGUCACCCACGCCUCCUCCCAGCUGUCCGCCAUCCACGGCAAGGCCAAGCGCUACGACAACCGCGUCGAGCACCUCUGGACCUACGCCCAGGUCGCCAGCGCCAUGAUGAUGUCCAUCGCCCACGGCUCCAACGACGUUGCCAACGCCGUCGGCCCCUGGAUCGCCGCCUACCAGGUCUACAUGACGGGCGAGAUCAGGGAGGACGGCGAGUCCCCCAUCUGGAUUCUCGUGGCGGCCGGUUUCCUCCUCGGCGCCGGCUUCUGGUUCAUGGGCCACCACAUCAUCAAGGCCAUGGGCAACAAGAUCACUCAGCUGUCUCCCACCAGAGGUUUCGCCAUGGAGUUGGGCGCCGCCAUCACCGUCCUCCUCGCCAGUCGUCUCGGUCUCCCCGUCAGCACCACACAGUGCCUGACCGGUGCCGUCAUCGGUGUCGCCUUGAUGAACUUCGACAUCGGCGCCGUCAACUGGCGCCAGGUCGCCUUCAUCUUCUCCGGCUGGCUCGUCACCCUUCCCUGCGCCGGUCUCAUCGGUGGUCUGUUGACAGGGUUCAAAUCCACGACACUCCACGACACAUUCGUGAAUAUGGCGUGGAUAUGGAUGCUGACUAAUAACUUCGAUGUGGAAUGGGUGGAAAUGGAUCCAUUAUGGAAAUGGAUCCAUAUUGUGGAAUGGGUGGAAUGGAAACCUACUUUGUCUAACAAUGGUAAUUAGUGGGCCGCAUCCAUGCCUUGGUGACGUCGAUGUUAUUGUCACUCGUCCAUCAGAAUCCUAUCUAGCGACC
Molecule: messenger RNA, 2354 nt
Organism: Colletotrichum destructivum
Lineage: Eukaryota; Fungi; Ascomycota; Sordariomycetes; Glomerellales; Glomerellaceae
Product: Putative phosphate transporter
Exons: 2
Coding region: 335-2284 (649 amino acids)
Biological process (GO): phosphate ion transmembrane transport
Cellular component (GO): membrane
Source: RefSeq, a predicted model, not a curated record